Molecule: messenger RNA, 6589 nt
Organism: Penaeus chinensis
Lineage: Eukaryota; Metazoa; Arthropoda; Malacostraca; Decapoda; Penaeidae
Gene: Pop1
Product: ribonucleases P/MRP protein subunit POP1-like
Exons: 10
Coding region: 1615-4503 (962 amino acids)
Biological process (GO): tRNA 5'-leader removal
Cellular component (GO): nucleolar ribonuclease P complex; ribonuclease MRP complex
Source: RefSeq, a predicted model, not a curated record
CAUCAUUAGAUUGUGCAGUUGGAAAUGAAUGUCUAUUUCUAUACUUAGAAGACUGAGAAAAGAAUGAUAAAAUAUGGUAUUUGUGUGAUGCCUGGCUGUCUUGAAGUAUUUAAUUUGAGUUGUUUUUUUCUCUGAAGCUGAAGAUUUAGGAACCAUGUGUGAUCGGCAGCUGCCCAGGAAUUUCAGAAUAAUAUUUGAUCAGGGGUAUUGUGAAUAUUACCAGUGUGUCUGGUAAUUUUUCAGAAUACCUUCGUAUAACAGAUUGUGACAAUUUUGAUAUUGAUGGAUUCCUUUCACUAUCCAAAUGUAACAAUUAUUCCACAGAAGCCUCUCCAUUAAUCUUGGUCCCAAUAGAUGGAUUCCGGAUGACAUCACAUGUUUACAUUUUUUCUACUGCGCAGGAGCUGGCAGGCAACUUGUUGCGGCAGCGUGGUGGGCCUAACAAGAAACAGUUAAAAACAAUAACUAUUUUGAUCAGCUGAUCCUCGUUGAAAGUACAUCUUCGUUUUUAUUUUUAAAUUUCGUAUUCCAUGCAGUGUUUUCCAGCUCAAAGUAUUACACAGCAUGCUCCAAAAAGAAUGGAUACUUUGAUGCCUGAUAUCACAAUCAUUUGAAAUAUACACCAAGCUCUUUCUUGAAUGAUCCCUUUAAGCAUACAAGUCUCUGGAAGCCUAUUUUUUUUUUUUUUUUCCCCAUUUGUGGGCAUGUCCAAGACGUUUUUUACUAUGGAAUCGACAAGAGCAGUAAUUUAUGUUUUAUUAAGUCUGAGGUACAGUAAGUCUUUUUCGUUUUAGUUUAUCGAAACUUUACCAACAGCAAUUUAUUUAUUCAGAACAGAAACUUACAUAAUUUUUUAUUUUCAUUGUUUGUUUUACUCAUAUUUUUGAGAGGGUAACUUUCAGUGAGAUGACUUGAUCAAAUAGUGACACAAAAUUGAACUGGAAUUACCUUAAUUCUGAAGUUUUCAUUCGCUCUUGCAUAGGUGAAUGCCUUUUACUUACCUGAUAUAAAAUGAGCACUGUAUGCAUUGUCAAUUUUCUUUGAGCUCCAGUUCUCACGUCUGAUGGCAGCUAUCCAUAUUUUUUGUAACGCAAGGGACUGUUCAUUGUUUCCAAAUGGAAUCUGAUAAAAUCUCAAAUUUCCACCAGGUUUUCUUUGAUUCUUACAACCAACGGCACAGUACGAGUCAAGCAUGUUUGUGGUCUGCCAGAGUGAAUCUUAUCUGCCAGCAAUUGCGCAUGUGCAAAUUUCAGCGCUCAAAAUGUAAACAUGGAAUCCAUCUAUAACAGGGGAGGCUAUGGAAGGUACCAGGGAAAUUGCGGGGUAAAACAUGAAAAGAGUACAGCAAAUACAUAACUACAGUAUUAAUACACAGUGAAUAAGUUACUGCAAUAUAUAAGGCAUGGGGCAGCAUGCAAUCACAAGAAUCACAAGAGUAUUGGAAUGUACCCAGAGAAGCAGCAUACUAACCUGUGACAUAGUCAGCAUUGUAAUGUGAAAAAUUACCUUGAUUCUUGAUUUGAUUUGAUUCAUCGUUGUCAGCACUGCUGCUAUUCUCAAUAACUGUUGAGAAGAGAACCCACAUCAGCUGUGACAGAAAGUAAAUAAACCAGCAUGGAUGAACUACCAAGUUCUUGCAGCUACCUUGCUCUUGGAGCAGCACGAAUCAGAGAGAUUAAGGCUAUUGUAGACAAGUUGGACAACUGUGAGCAUGGUGGCAGAGCAUUUCAAAAUUUGCCACGUCACAUGCAGAGACGAACAGUUUCAGCAAAUCCAAAACGUUUGCCUCAUUACCUCCGAGAUAGGCAUAUGAGAGAGGGAGGUGCAAAUGUCAAGACUACCAAGCGCCCAAAGAAGAAGUAUCGUCAUCGCCCCAACAAUCUUUUGGCCGAGUAUAAUCGACGCCAGUCAGAAUACCUUUGGUUAGAAACACAUGUUUGGCAUGCCAAGCGAUUCCAUAUGACAAGAAAAUGGGGUUAUGCACUUUCAGAAUCCCCUACCAUGAAAGGCUACCGAUCCACACUAAGAGCUGCAACGAAAACAUGCACAGUCCAGGAUGUCUCCUAUUUGUGCUGCAUUGAACUAGAAGGAACAAGAGCAUCUCUGCUAGCUGGUCUAGCACCUAUAACUCAAUCCCUAGAUUUGGUGAAGCUAAAAAGUCCAGAAGUUCUGCAGGGCAAGAAAUGGGUGUCUCUGGUUCUCUUCAUGAAAGACAAGAAACCAUAUGGGGCUCUUGGUAGUGUUGACAUCCUGUGGCAUCCCAAGCCAGGAAAUCAUCAAGAUACCAAAGAGACGGAGAAUUCAAAGCUUUGGCUCUGGGUCCAUCCAUCAGCUCACUUUCGGGUUGUGAAUUUGCUGAUGGAGACAUAUAAUCUGAAAAAGAAAUUAGAUGAAGCAGAGGAUGUAAUCCAGACAAAAGAUCAAGAAAAGAAAUUAUUAGAAGAGCCAAAAGGAGGUGAUAGCCCCAUGGAAAUAGAGGAAAUUAAUUUGGAACCAAAUUCUGAAAGUAAAGAUACUGAAGCACUAGCCAAAAUCUCAAACAGCGAUACGCCUGUUAACAAAAAAAAUGGUAAAAAGGAGAAAGUAAAAGGAAAUUGCCACUCCACCAAGAAGAACGUAAAUGAUUCAAAAAUGGCAAAAAAGAAUGUUCCCUUUGUAAGGACACCAAAGUACAAUGCUCCUGAUUCCUCUGUGAAGAUGACAUUGCUCAAAGAUACCAUAAACAGAUUCCAUGUAACAGGACCCAAGUCUUACAAUGUGUUAAAUGCUGCUCUUUACCCAGCUGAUAUAACACUUACCAAGAAGGAUAACCUCAAGGAUCAGCCGUGGUGGCAUCAGUAUUAUCAUGACGAAGACCAACAAGUGAUCUACAAGCAUCAAUUAGAAACUUGGAAAUCCUUUUCUUCCCGCACUCCUGCUCCCCACUCAGUUCUUCCCAUGACCAUACGUGACCCCAGGAUCACCUUACCUCACAAAAAGUUACCUCUCAAGACCUCUGAUCCUGAUACUAAAGUUCAAGUGGAAACAUCAGACUGGCCAGUAGCGAGCCCCUUUUUUGACAAUGGACUCAGAGAUGAAGUAACCCUGACCAAAGAAGAAGACAGCGUUAUCAACAAAAAACGUUCGAAGAUGCUAGUCCCAGGAGAGAGAGCCACGGAAGACCCAGAUGAAGCUAAGCUGCCAAUUUUGUUGAUGUCAAGGCCACCAACUCACUCAGCUGGACAUGGUGCUGGAUGGGACAUAUUGAUACCAGCAGGAUGGGCAAUGAGUGUAUGGAUGUCACUGAUCUUUUGUGGUGGUGUUGCUGUUGGCCUCAAGGAGUCAUUGAACCUGGUGAUGGAGGCUCUCACCCCCUUACCCCCAUUCCUAAUGCCUGACACACCAUCAGGAGAAACAUAUUCCACUGAGGAAGGGCAGGAGAGACAAGAAGAAUAUUUCAAAAGGCCUCCUAGUGCAAGGCACAACUUCAUAAAGUUAGGUGUGCAAUAUCCUUUUUCUGCACCUUGGAGGAGACUGAUAAGUAACUGGAAGGAGGGAACAGGGGAUUUCUUUGUUCUUAGAGAUAUAACUUUACUGAAUAAGCUAGCUGGAAUUUGUGGAGAUGCUUCCAAUAGAAUCAAGGCCAGAAACAUAGGGAAGAAGAGAAAAGCAAUUGCCGUUUCACAGACUGUUCCCUAUAAAUCAGCUAAGAUAGACCCUUACCUUGAGACCAUCACAGAAUGUAAAGUGACAGAAGAGGAAUCUGGUUUAGACACAUUCUCUGCUACUGCAGUAGAAGACGUAGUGGGAAGUCUUCGGAAAAUAGAUACACGGUGUUUGGUCAUGGUGAGGUUACAGUUGGAAGGCAAAGGUACUUUAGAACCUUGUACUAUGAUAUGCUUACCACAACUAGAAGACCUUAAAGACAGACUAAAGCCAGAAAAACUCUUGGAUCAAAGUAACAACCUCCAGGAGCCACAUCAUAAAGAUACCAGAGCUGAACAACGUGUGCAGCUGCGAGAAGAACAUAAGAAGAUUGGGUCUAAAUUACAAAGACUCAGAAAGAAAGCCAGGGCAAAAGUAUCAGAAGAACACGACAUAACAAAUGUAGCUGAUAUAUCAUUUGCUAAGAAAGUCAGUGAAGCACUUGAGAAAACUGAGGUGGAAAAUCAGGAAAUCAUAGCCAAAUUUUCAACAUACCAAAAAACAAUGGAGGAUUUAUGGCUGAUGCCAAGAGAAACCCCUCUGCAGUGCUGUUCACGGAAAAUCAUGGGCUACAUCACCCAAGGGACUUUCUGCAUCACCCUUGGAGUCAGUGGCGGUGUUGGCUGGGUUGCGCUGGAGCCUCUUAUGCAGCUGCUGCUCAUGCACGAGAAAUUUUACACAGAGACCAGCGAAAUAAAUGAAUUACAAAACCCGUCUAGAAAAGGGAAGUCUAGGUCAUCCCAUUCUGUGUUGAUUAGGUGUCCAAGCACUUCCCAGUAUCAGUGGGCAGGGCUGACUAUAGUUGUUCAGCCAGAGUAAUGUGCAUGCUACGUCUUCCACUUUCAAAUUGGAAAAUCAUCCUUUAAGUAGGUAUUGUAUAUGGAAUUCAUAUAAUGAUAUUGAUAUUAAAUUAUGUUCACCUUCAUGCUUACAAAUUUGGGAAAACUUAUUUUUUUUAAUGAAAUAUAAAAAUUGUUAGAUAAGACAUUCCACUGUGGAAUGUAGUUACAUUUUUCUUUUAAUUUUGUUAGGUAACAAAAGGGAAACAAAUUUAAAAGCUAUCAUAUUUUGUAAUGCUUGAAAAAUAGAUCAUAUUUUGUUGAUUAAUAAAGAAAAUAAUAUAUUUCAUUAUUUCAUUGUCCUUUCUUCUCAUCAACAUUCCAUUCUAUAAAGGCUAACCCAUGAAAAAUUAAAUAAUUAAUGAUUUUGCCUUUAAUAACUUAGAAUAAAAAUGGCCCACUGUUUUCAGCACUCAGUGACUAUGGAUUAAGUAAGGAUCAAGUCUAAUUGUAGAUGAAAUACGAGAGAAAGGAAGGAGUCCAAUAAGCCAGAAAACAGGUUAACUUAAAUUAUUGUCAUUAUUAUUCUGUUUUACUACUUCUUUCUUUAAAGUACAGUUAUAUAAAUAUUAACAGGUGGUAGAUCAAUGUCUGUAUAUUUUUCUUUUAUUUCCUACUACUACUGCUACUAACUGCAUUAGUAACUUUUCAUUGGCAUACAUAUCUGUUGUUCUUAGUUUAACAAUUAUUUAUCAUCAUUAUUAAUAUCAAUAUCAUUACUAUAUUAUUGUGUUUGCUAUUAUCAUCAAUACCUCUUGUUAUUGUUACUCUCAUCAUUGAUUAUCAUAAGUGUAAAUUAUCAGUACACAAUUUAUCAAUUAUCUGUAUGAUUAGAAUUAUGUAAUAUAUCAAGUCUGUGCAUUGUUUUCUUGCUAACUAUUUUUAUGCUUUUCCAAUGUAGACAAAAUUACCCUUAUGCCCAUGGCAUAAAGAAGUUGGGAGGAAGCAGGGACAUAUUUCACACCUCUCCAGGCCCACACUCACACAAAAAUGUCUCAACUAAUUUUCGUUUUCAUUCUCUUCAUCAGCCCUUCUCCUCCAGAUAAGAAAGCCUUUAUUUCUCAACUCCCCUCAAGAAACUCUUGAAAACAUCCAAAAGUUCCUAAACAUGACUCAAGAGAAUGAUCCACUCCCUCAUCCACCCUGUAAUUCGCUUUACAUUCAGAGUAUCUGCCGAUAUCCAUCAUCAUCCUCUUCAAGCUCUCCCUACCCCUCUUCCCCCUACACUUCAUCCUCUUCUCCUACAUGUACAUCACCAUUCUUUCUUUCUUCCCCAUUAUCCUUACCACUCCACUAGAUGCUCAUGUGACUCCAUUAUGUCACAACUUCAUCACCUUCCCCUUUGCCCUUAUUUCAUUCUCUGGAUUUUAUGUAUACAUGCUACUAACGUUUCCUACUAUAUUACCAUUUGAUUGUUUCAUUAUAAUUCUUUUGCAGUUUUCCUCAUACAGUGUUACUCUCCCUUCCUCAGACAUACUCUUCAUUUGAUCUGAUCGCCCUAUACUUUUAACCCUAUCCCUUUUUACAAAUGCCCAUGGAAUUCAAUUUUCUCCCCCUACAAGUACUAUUCUAUCCUACAGCAUCCUACAACCUUUGACAUCUAACGCAUCUUAUGCUGAUUGUUAACAUAAUUCCGCCAUCUUCACCACAAUACUUUACCUUAGUGCUCUGUGACCUUUGAUGUCUGGCACAUUUAUUUCUUCAAACCAUUAAUAACCAUCUAACCAUCUAUAAAGCAAGAAUUCUUGACCUGUUGCUACUGACACCAUUACACUGUUCACAACUAGUAAUAACUGAAUCCAAAAAGAACUGAAAGUCACUGAACAGGGCCAUGGAGAUUAUUAUAAAAAAAAAAGUAUUUUUAAUUUGCUGUUUUCAUAAAAGCAAAACAAUAUAAGGGCCCUUCCAAGGAUGUAGCUUCCCCAGCUACCAAAUGUUUACCUAUAACCCACUAAUAUAGCCAGAACAGUUCCAAUCCAUUGCCUCCUUUCCCCAUAGUAAAGGGAUCCGGCGAGGGAGUCUAACAGAUCUUAUGUACCCUUUUAUCAAAUAAACUUCUGAGUGUA